Melospiza georgiana is the source of this 1133-nucleotide messenger RNA. RefSeq names its product CCAAT enhancer binding protein beta (gene CEBPB). The coding region runs from base 127 to 1101 and encodes 324 amino acids. Lineage: Eukaryota; Metazoa; Chordata; Aves; Passeriformes; Passerellidae. Gene Ontology annotation, molecular function: RNA polymerase II cis-regulatory region sequence-specific DNA binding; DNA-binding transcription factor activity, RNA polymerase II-specific. Gene Ontology annotation, biological process: regulation of transcription by RNA polymerase II; DNA-templated transcription; regulation of cell differentiation. The record is from RefSeq and is a predicted model, not a curated record. The transcript has a single exon.
GGGCCGUGCCCGGGCCAGAGACCGCGGCAGGGUCUGGAGCCCCCCGCCCCGCCGGCGGCAGCCUGACCCUCUGCCGGGGGGGGCCCCCCGCGUCCUCUCCUCCUCCCCGCAUCCCCCUUUGCUUUCAUGCAACGCCUGGUGGCCUGGGACGCAGCAUGCCUCCCCAUCCAGCCGCCCGCCUUUAAAUCCAUGGAAGUGGCUAAUUUCUAUUACGAGGCGGACUGUCUGGCUGCUCUCAACAAGCUGCACCCGCGGGCGGCCGGGGGCCGCUCCAUGACCGAGCUCACCGUCGGGGACCACGAGCGAGCCAUCGACUUCAGCCCGUACCUGGAGCCCUUGGCGUCGCAGCCGCCGCCUCCCGCGGCAGCAGCAGGGGGCAACUUUGAGCCUCCGUGCAGCAGCGGCGCCGGCCAAGAUUUCCUUUCCGAUCUCUUCGCCGAGGACUAUAAAGGCAGCGGCGGCAGCAAGAAGCCCGACUACACCUACAUCAGCCUCGCCCGGCACAGCCACCCCUGCGCCAGCCAGAGCCACAAGCCGGGGGGGCUGCCGGGCUGCUUCCCGCCCCAGAUCGUGGAAACCAAAGUGGAGCCGGUCUUCGAGACCCUGGACUCUUGCAAAGGGCCCCGUAAGGAAGAAGGGGGCGCGGGGCCGGGACCGGGGGGCAUGUCCUCGCCCUACGGCAGCACCGUGCGCUCCUACCUGGGUUACCAGUCGGUGCCGAGCGGCAGCAGCGGGAACCUGUCCACCUCCUCCUCCUCCAGCCCCCCCGGCACCCCCAACCCCUCCGAGUCCUCCAAGUCCGCCGCCGCCGGCGGGGGCUACUCCGCCGCCCCGGCGGGCAAGAACAAGCCCAAGAAGUGCGUGGACAAGCACAGCGACGAGUACAAGCUCCGCCGGGAGAGGAACAACAUCGCGGUGCGCAAGAGCCGCGACAAAGCCAAAAUGCGCAACCUGGAGACGCAGCACAAAGUCUUGGAACUGACGGCCGAGAACGAGCGGCUGCAGAAGAAGGUGGAGCAGCUCUCCCGGGAGCUGAGCACCCUCAGGAACUUGUUCAAACAGCUGCCCGAGCCCCUGCUCGCCUCCUCGCCGCGCUGCUGACCCGCGGCCGGGGCGAGGGAGCCGCGGGCCCC